This is a messenger RNA of Selaginella moellendorffii, 1444 nucleotides long. Its product is annotated as protein translation factor SUI1 homolog 2. Bases 720 to 1061 code for a protein of 113 amino acids. Gene Ontology annotation, biological process: translational initiation. Gene Ontology annotation, molecular function: translation initiation factor activity; RNA binding. The record is from RefSeq and is a predicted model, not a curated record. NCBI's taxonomy places the organism in Eukaryota, Viridiplantae, Streptophyta, Lycopodiopsida, Selaginellales, Selaginellaceae. The transcript is spliced from 9 exons.
GUUGUGGAGGAUCCGUUCGAGCUUUUCUACCAAGAACAACUCCCACAGCUGCUGCAAGCUUUUCAGCGUGAACAGCAUUACCAGUGUUUUGGACGACGACUUCCAGCGCUUCCGCUGCUUUCGGAAUGAGCACUGGUGCCGCUAGAUUCGUCACCACUGCUGCUAAGCAAAGCACUACCAUCACCAUCGUCUACGUCCUCACCAGGAUCCCGGAGUUUUUCGCAAUAAGUAGCUUCAACUGUGCCAGAUCCAGCGCCUCCAAAGAAUUACCAGCGGUCGAGAGCUUGUCCAUUUCGCUCUUGGAGACGCCACAACCCAUCAGUUGCCAGCCGGGGUCAUCGAGUCAGGUGUUCCAAUCGAUCAAAUAUUACGAGGCUGGCACCAAAAGCGACCUCUCCUCUCUCUUUUCCUUAAAGACGGGGAGGAGGGAGUGACCAUCAAAAUUCAUGGCGCACUGCUGUGAGGGACGAGGCCCAAGCGGCUCUCACGUUUCACGCAUGACUUCUGCAAGCACUGAUCUGUUGCAGUUUGUUGAAAGAGACGUCAUCGGGGCCGUCGGAUGCCCGCCAACGGACGGCUGCUGUUCACGCAAAACUUAAGAAAAACGGGAGAGCAAGGCAGUUGUCACUCUCUUGGGACUCGCGGAUCAUCCAGCUCUCCUGCUCCAGAAGGCAGAUUAAAAGCCGAGAAACCAAGGGGAGAAAUCUACGCCCAGGUUCAUGUCAGAUUUUGAUAUCCAAAUUCCUGGCGCCUUCGACCCGUUCGCAGAAGCGAAUGUUGAUGACCAAGGAGCGGGGUCCAAAGAAUACGUUCAUGUUCGCAUCCAGCAGAGGAAUGGGCGCAAGAGCUUGACCACCGUCCAGGGCCUCAAGAAAGAGUUCAACUACAACAAGAUACUCAAAGACUUCAAGCGAGAAUUUUGCUGUAACGGGACAGUUGUGGACGACACAGAGCUAGGACAGGUGAUCCAGCUCCAGGGCGACCAGCGAAAAAAUGUCUCCCAGUUCCUGGUACAGGCUGGCGUUGCCAAGAAGGACCAGAUCAAGAUACAUGGUUUCUAGGAGGAGAGAGGACGUGCGAUUAUUUUUGCUCCCCCAAGGAAGGAUAGAGGAGAGAUAAGUAUUUUUUCUUGGGUUGGAUUUAAUAAGGUGAGAGCUUGAAGGAGAUCUAGACAAGAGUCUUCACAGCACGACGAAGAUCGAUGCGAUGUUUUCUCGUCGCAGUUAAGAAGCGCGCUCUCUAUUGACGGCUACGCAGAUCAAUGGAUUCGUCUUCGUGCUUGGAUGAGAAAUCGAUGCAGAGACAAGGAAGACCAUGGGAAGGAAGCACAAGACAUGUUUAAGCGUUCUUCUCAAAGCCAGAGCGAGCAAGCAAGGGCUUUGAGGUGUGUGUAGAGUUAUGAGGCUUCACUCAAGUUAAACUAUGGAUGUUUGUUUCUCGCUCG